AUGUACUGGCCUUUUGCCCUUCUACCUAUCGUCUUUUUCGUCUAUAUCGCCUUCAGGCCUAGAACAAAAUACAAUCUCCCAGAUGGCCCUGACAUAUUGGUUCCUGACAAGGACCGUCGGAGUAAACUCCACAUCUACCUCACACCAUGGGUAAAGACGUACGGAGACGUCUUCUCCUACAAGAUGGGUCGCUCGACUGCAAUCGUACUCAGCAGCGCCCAAGCCAUCGAGGAACUCUUGGUCAAAAGGGGCCACAUCUACAGCUCGCGACCGACAAGUUCACCCCAAGCGGACAUCAUCACCGGAAAGGCGAGAAUUGUGAAUAUGCCAUACGGCGAAGAAUUCAGGAAGCACCGCAAAAUCAUCCAUACACUUCUCGGAAUACAGAAUGCGAAAAUAUUCCUCCCCUACCAGGAAUACGAGUCUCGGCAAACGCUGAGAAAUCUGCUGAACGCUCCCGACAGUUUCUACUCGGAAAUGUCGCGGUACUCGGCUAGUGUAACGUUCUCGCUUCUAGUCGGCGCCCGCUUUGAUCGCUCAGACGCUUUCCUUCCCAUGACGAUUGGUACAAUGAUGCAGAAGUUUUUUGGCAGCAUCACCCCGGGAGUCUGGUUCGUCGACCGCUACCCUCUCCUGAACUAUCUUCCUGGACCGUUCGCCCCCUGGAGAUCCAAGGCAUACUCUAUGCAUCUCGAAAUGCGCAAUUUCUGGGGCGUCUUCCUCCACUCCAUCGAACAGCGAGUCAAGAUGGGUACCGCACCGGAUUGCUUUCUGAGCAGAUUUAUUCAGAGCCCCGAGUCAGAGCACCUCAGUGAGGUCGAACGGAUCAGCGUGACGGCAGAGUUGCUCACGGCGGGCACGGAGACGACGGCGACGGCGCUGCAGUGGUUUUUCAAGGCGUGCGCCAAAUAUCCGGAAUGGAUACGUGACGCCCAGAAGGAGCUGGACACGGUCGUGGGGAGUGAGAGAUUACCGGAUUUCUCUGACCGGGAAAGUCUGCCAUACAUGACGGCGGUGGUUUCAGAACUCCAUCGAUGGGCAUCGGCGACACCGUUGGCCUUUUUUCACGCAACAUCUCAAACCGACACGUACCGUGGCUCGACAAUCCCCAAAUCUACAACGGUGAUUCCGAAUACGUACGCCGUGCAUCACUCAGAGCAACACUUUCCCAACCCCUCAGCCUUUUUGCCCGGCCGAUGGCUGCCACCUGACGAUCCGCGACACGUCCCCAACGGUGCAAAGACUCCCCAUCAUCUCGCUUUCGGUGUAGGGAGGAGAGAGUGUCCCGGAAAACACGUCGCAGAUUCGAGUCUGUUUAUCGUUAUCAGCCGAAUUUUGUGGGCGUUUAAUAUCGACCGUGGCGAUCACCCAGCCCCAAAUGAUGAAACAGUGGGAGGCUUUCCUGUCUUAGGUCCUGCGCCCUUCAAGUGCAGGAUAACCCCUCGGUCGAAAGAUGCCGCGAACAAGAUUCGCCUUUUGGCCGACCACGUCGAUCCGGACCUGCAUGUGGAGGAUGGGAGCAUCUACGACGCAAGCGUGAAGGCAGUCCUUGGUAAUACUAAAUCUUGA
Messenger RNA from Fonsecaea erecta, 1569 nucleotides. RefSeq lists its product as hypothetical. The record is from RefSeq and is a predicted model, not a curated record. Gene Ontology annotation, molecular function: heme binding; monooxygenase activity; oxidoreductase activity, acting on paired donors, with incorporation or reduction of molecular oxygen. NCBI's taxonomy places the organism in Eukaryota, Fungi, Ascomycota, Eurotiomycetes, Chaetothyriales, Herpotrichiellaceae. The transcript has 7 exons. Bases 1 to 1569 code for a protein of 522 amino acids.